GCUGCCAAGGCUAUCCGGCCGGCAGAAUGGGAAUGGUUACGAAGGUAACCUUAAAUUGGCUAAUUUUUUUUGUUUUUUAUUUAAAGUUGCAAAUAUGUUUGAAAUAUGUUCUAUUUACCUGCCCUAUUAAUAUGUGCAGUUGUAUUAUUUGUCUUCGGAUUUUUUCCCAUAUCAAAUAACAUUACAAACUUCCCAAACGAUCCUCCUGAAGAUCUCUUCAAGCUGUCAGUAGAUCUAAACGUAACUUAUCCACCUCAUAUAAACAGGAGUGUACUGAUUAUAAUCGAUGCUUUGAGAUGGGACUUUGUAGACCAUUCAUUAAUGCCUUUAACGGCUGGUCUCAUGCGCGAGAAAGGCUGUCUUAGUAAAAUAAUUGCUGAGAGCCCCACAGUGACAUUACCUAGGAUUAAAGCUUUAACAACAGGAAAUAUACCUCAGUAUAUUGAUGUUUUACGAAAUUUAGCUUCCUCCGAGAUACUGAACGAUUCAUGGCUUCAUUCCGCCGUGAAGAAAAGAUUAAAAAUUGUUUUUUAUGGUGAUAAUACCUGGGAGAAGCUUUUCCCAGAUUUCUUCUAUCGAUCUGAAGGUACCACAUCUUUUUUUGUAUGGGACUUCAAGGAAGUUGAUAAUAAUGUGACGCGCAAUGUUGAAUUUGAAUUAAACAAUAGUGAUUGGGACAUCAUGAUAUUACAUUAUUUAGGUCUUGACCAUAUAGGGCAUGUCUUAGGCCCAUAUUCUUCAAAGAUGGUUACCAAGUUGAAGGAAAUGGACGAAAUAAUUAAUAAAAUUCACACAAGACUUUCCAUCAAUCAGAAUAUUGUUACUUUUAUAACUGGAGAUCAUGGAAUGAGGGAUAGUGGAGGUCAUGGAGGUACAAGUCAACCUGAAAUAACAGUCCCUUUAAUUUCUCUAGGACUACCAUGUCAAAACUCUUCAUUUUAUCAGACAGAUAUACCUGCAAACUUGGCAGUUCUUCUUGGACUCAAUAUCCCAAUUACAAGUAUAGGAAAUUUACAAAAAUCACUUCUACAUAAUUUAUCUUUAGAUCAGUAUCUGUUUGCUUUAAAAUACAACACAGAUUUAUUAUUAAAAAAAACUGAAAAGAAUAUUUCUUAUUGUGAGCAAGCAGAUAUUUUUUACAGACAAUUUUUGUAUGAAGCAGAUAAAAAAUAUGGGAAUAAAGCUUUGAAUCUUUAUACAAAUUGUUCUAAUGAAAUCACAAAACUUCUGUAUGAAAAUUCAAGCAAGCAAGACAUGAUAUCACUGUUUAUUUCUGUUUUUCUCAUGCUCAAUGUCCUUUUUAUGUCAUUAAAUAAUUUGAUGACCAAGAAAAUUAAAUCUUUUGCAUUUGAAUCCAUUUUUCUCUUUAGUACAACAAUAUUUCAAUAUCAUAUUCAAAUAAUAAGCAUAUCAUAUGUUUUUGCAAUAUUAUUAGGACUCUCUGCUAUAAUAAGGCUGAAAACAGUAUUUCAAGAAACAUCUUUUUCAAUUUUCCAAUCUAGUUUGAAUAAUAUUUUAAUAUUUUGUAUGAUAUUACAUCCACUUUCAUUUAUAUCAACUAGUUUUAUUGAAGAAGAACAUUACUUUUUUAUUUAUUUUACAGUGACAUUAAUUUUAUUUAUUACAGUAUCUACUAGAAUUAUAAAAAAUUAUAUGAAUAUUUCUUAUGCAGUUAAUGGUAUUUUAAUACUGUUCGCCAUAAGAUUCUCAAUGGAUUUGAAUUCAACUGUAGAGAACUCGGUACAAAACACCAAUAACUGGGCACAUUACUUUAAUGACAAGAAUAAUUUGAUAUAUUUGCAAAUAUUUUUUGGUACUGGGUUGACUUUUGUGUUCAUAGUUUUAAUGACACAUUUUAAAUCAUCUUUUACCAGUAACUGGAAUAUUUUCUUAACAGUGACUACUUUAGUAUUAAUAUUUUUGUUAAAAUUACUUCCAUAUCAUAACACACUCUUAGGAAAAUUAAUAUGGACUAUAAUAUUAAUUCAAAAACUAAUUUUUAAAAAUUUCUCAUGGUCAGUACUAUGGAUCUUGGCUGCAACUCUGCUUAUGAAACCUCAUAAUGUUUUACUUAUAUCAAUUGCAGUACAUACUGAAGUAGUGAUAUAUUCUUUAAAUAGAACAAACAAUAGUAAACAAAAAGUAACAUGUGUUAAUAAUAUUUCUUUCUUAGCAAUAAUUAUGUAUAUCUUUUCUAAUUGUUUUUAUUUUAUUCAAGGCCACAGAAACAACCUUGCUACUGUAGAUAUAUCAAUAGGCUACACAGGUUUGAGCAACUAUGAACCAAUUUUAGUAAUUUCACAAAUUUUAAUGCACACCUAUAUCUUUCCAGUAUUAUUUCACUUGAUAGUAUUACAAAAGAUUGACUACAAACAACAAAACAUUUUUUGGAUUACACUAUUAAUACUGAGAACAUUAGUAGUAACUUCAACCUGUAUUGUAACUAUUAUUUUUAAACAUCACCUCUUCAUAUGGUCAGUUUUUGCUCCAAAAUUGUUUAUAGAAAGUGUUCAUACAGGGUUUUUAUUUACUGAGAUAUUUAUUUGGACAUGUUUUACUUGCAUAAAACGAAUUGUUAAAUUUUCUAUAGAUACUCAAAUGCUGUGAAUAAGAAGUAGUUUGAGAAUUAUUAGGUUAUAUUAAUAAACUAUUCUAAAGGUU
Molecule: messenger RNA, 2661 nt
Organism: Sitophilus oryzae (rice weevil)
Lineage: Eukaryota; Metazoa; Arthropoda; Insecta; Coleoptera; Curculionidae
Gene: PIG-G
Product: GPI ethanolamine phosphate transferase 2
Exons: 3
Coding region: 106-2607 (833 amino acids)
Biological process (GO): GPI anchor biosynthetic process
Cellular component (GO): endoplasmic reticulum membrane
Source: RefSeq, a predicted model, not a curated record